AUGUUGGCACGGAAACUGCACCUGCUCCGACACAACUUCCUGUCAUUUGUAUCCUCUCGGACUGGCAGUGACCUUGCCAGGCGCCAGUAUGAUGUCAUCGUGGUGGGAGGAGGACAUGCUGGGACGGAGGCGGCGGCCGCAGCAGCCAGAUUGGGAGCAGAGACCCUCCUCAUUACCCAGAAGAUCACGACUAUCGGUGAGAGAGAAAGAGCCUCCUGUAAUUUACUUGUGGGAUCAGUAGGAAUAGAGCAGUGUCUCUCUGAACCACCCACCCACUCACACUCCCUCCCCCUCUCUCUCGCACCCUUCUCCUCUCCUUGUACCUCAGGGGCCCUCUCCUGUAACCCCUCUCUGGGGGGCGUGGGGAAGGGCCAGCUGGUGAGGGAGGUGGAUGCUCUGGACGGGCUGUGUGGGCGAGCAGGUGACUGGGCCGGGGUCCACUUCUCCAUCCUAAACCGCAGCAAAGGGCCCGCUGUGUGGGGCCCCCGGGCACAGCUGGACCGGGAACGCUACCGCCAGUUCAUCCAGGUACCUACCGCUCAGCACAGCCAGGAUCUGUCCAAGUUCAUUUAAGUGAAUUGUUUAAACAGGAAUCAGACAAGUUGUUUACAUAAAGUCCUGUGUGGGCUUAGAUGGUAAGAGUGUGGUGCUAGCAAUGCCAAGGGUUUAAUUCCUGCAGGUAUCACAUUUUUUUAAAAUUAUGCACUCACUGCACUGUAAGUCCCUUUAGAUAAAAUCAUCUACUAUGUGGCAUACACAAGAACACAUAUUGGCUCCAAAUCCAUUUUGCAGUGAUACUCCUCUUUUUAGUUUACCAUAUAUCUCAAGAAAGUCUGUCUAUCUAGAAAAUUAUUAAUGCUAAAUCCUCUCAUUGUAACCUUUGUUUCCUUGUUUGUCUCACUCCUCUGCAGUCAGAAUUGCUGUCCACUCCCAGGCUGACAGUGUUGGAGGGUUCAGUGGAGGAGCUGCUGGUGUCACAACCCAACCCAGAGGAGCCUGGACACCACAGAGUCACUGGGAUAUGCCUGGGUAGGAAAGACUGACAGACUGAUAGACUGGCUCUCUCUCACACACACACACACACACACACUACAUACUACACAAUGUCUCUCUUACUAUCUGGUACUAGUGUUUUCCUGUUGAAUCUUUGACCAUUCCCCUACAGUAUGUGUCUGUCCUGUGAACCUCCUGCUGUCAUCUCUUUAUGUAGGAUGAUUGUAGGUUUAAAUGAUGUACAAGUAUUUGAAAUGUAGUAGUAUGCAUCCUAAUGAAAAAUACUUAUCAAUAUAAAAUCUAUUUCUCUCUCUCUCAAACUCCUCUGUCUCACAAACACACACUCCUCUCUCAAUUUUAAUUAAAUUCAAAGGGCUUUAUUUGCAUGGGAAGCAAGUGGAAUAGAUAAACAAUCUGAAAUGAACAGGAAAGAUUACACUCACAAAAGUUUCAAAAGAAUAGAGACAUUUAAAGUGUUAUAUUACUGGCUAUGUAUAGUGUUGUAACAAUGUGCAAAUAGUUGAAGUACGAAUGGGAAAAUAAACAGAUAAAUAUAGUUUAUUUACAAUUGUGUUUGUGCUUUGUGGCAACAGGUCACAAAUAUUGCUGCUGUGAUGGCUCACCUAAUAGAUAUGGGAGUUUAUCAAAAUUGGAUUUGUUUUCAAAUUCUGAGUAUGUCUGUGUAAUGUGAUGGAACUACGUGUCUCUAACAUGGUCAUUCGUUUGUCAGGAGGUUAAGAAGUGCAGCUCAGUUUCCACCUAAUUUUUAUGGGCAGUGGUCACAUAGCAUGUCUUCUCUCGAGAGCCAGGUCUGCCUAGGGUGGCCUCUCUCAAUAGCAAGGCUAUGCUCACGGAGUCUUGAUGUAGUCAAAGCUUAAUUUUAUUCUGCCACUGUGUACUCGCUGUUUAGGGCCAAAUAGCAUUCCAGUUUGCUUUGUUCUUUUGGUUAGUUCUUUUUUCAAUGUGUCAAGUAAUUAUAUUUUUGUUUCCUCAUCAUUUGGAUGGGUCUAAUUGUGUUGCUGUCCUGGGGCACUGUGGGGUCUGAUUGUGUUUGUGAACAGAGCCCCAGAACCAGCUUGCUGAGGGGAAUAUUCUCUAGGUUAAUCUCUCUGUAGGUGAGGGCUUUGUGUGGGAAUUACUUAUUUUUACGUGGUUGAAGAAUUUAACAGGUCUUUUCUGGAUUUUGAUCAUUAGUGGGUAUCAUACUAAUUCUGCUCUGCAUACAUUUUUUGCUGUUUUACGUUGUACACAGAGGAUGUUUUUGCAGAAUUCUGCAUGCAGAGUCUCAAUUUGGUCUUUGUCCCAUUUUGUGAAUUCUUGGUUGGUUAGCGGACCCCAGUCCUCACAACCAUAGAGGGCAAUGGGUUCUAUAACUGAUUUAAGUAUUUUUCUGCCAGACCUAAUUGGGAUGUCGCAUUUUAUGUUCCCUUUGAUGGCGUAGAAGGCCCUUCUUGACUUGUCUCUCAGAUCGUUCACAGCUUUGUGGAUGUUACCUGUGGUGCUGAUGUUUAGGCCGAGGUAGGUAUAGUUUUUUGUGUGCUCUAGGGCAACGUGUCUAGAUGGAAUUUGUAUUUGUGGUCCUGGCAACUGGAAAUUUUUUGGAACACCAUUAUUUUUGUCUUACUGAGAUUCACGGCCUAGGUCUGAGAGAAUCUGUGCAGAAUAUCUAGGUGCUGCUGUAGGCCAUCCUUGGUUGGGGACAGAAGCACCAGAUCAUCAGCAAACAGUAAACAUUUGACUUCAGAUUCUAGUAGGGUGAGGCCGGGUGCUGCAGACUGUUCUAAUGCCCUCCCCAAUUCGUUGAUAUAUAUGUUGAAGAGGGUGGGGCUCAAGCUGCAUCCCGGUCUCACCCCACAGCACUGAGGAAAUCUGUGUGUUUUUUUCCAAUUUCAAUCGCACAUUUGUUGUUUGUGUACAUGGAUUUUAUAAUGCCAUAUGUUUUUCCCCAACACUGCUUUCCAUCAAUUUAUAUAGAAGACCUUCAUGCCAAAUUGAGUCAAGCUUUUUUUGAACUCAACAAAGCAUGAGAAUACUUUGCUUUUGUUUUGUUUGUCAAUUAGGGUCUGCAGGGUGAAUACUUGGUCUGACGUACAGUAAUUUUGUAAAAAGGCAAUUUGACAUUUGCUCAGGACAUUGUUUUCACUGAGGAAAUGUUGGAGUCUGCUGCUGUUAAUGAUAAUACAGAGUUUUUCUUCCGAGGUUGCUGUUGAUGCAUAUCGUACCGUAGUUAUUGGGGUUGAAUUUGGAGUUUAAGUAUAGCCAAUUACAAUUUAUGGUCUGUAUAUUUUAUCAUUUCAUUUAGGAUAUCAUCAACACCACAGGCCUUUUUGGGUUGGUGAUUGGUAAACUGCCUCAUAUACACUAUAUAUACAAAUAUUAGUUCAAAUUAGUGGAUUCAGCUAUUUCAGGCACACCCAUUGCUUUAUAAAAUCGAGCACACAACCAUGCAAUGUCCAUAGACAAACAUUAGCAGUAGAAUGGCCUGACUGAAGAGCUCAGUGACAUUCAACGUGGUACCGUCAUAGGAUGCCACCUUUCUAACAAGUCAGUUCGUCAAAUUUCUGCCCUGCUAGAGUGGCCCCAGUCAACUGUAUGUGCUGUUAUUGUGAAGUGGAAAUGUCUAAGAGUAACAACGGCUCAGCCGCGAAGUGGUAGGCCACACAAGCUCGUCUGUCCUCGGUUGCAAAUCGUCUGUCUUCGGUUGCAACACCGAGUUCCAAACUGCCUAUGGAAGCAACGUCACCACAAUAACUGUUCGUCGGGAGCUUCAUGAAAUAGGUUUCCAUGGCCGAGCAACCGCACACCAAGCGUCGGCUGGAGUGGUGUAAAACUUGCCACCAUUGGACUCUGGAGCAGUGGAAACGUGUGUUCUCUGGAGUGAUGAAUCACGCUUUACCAUCGGAAGUCCGACGGACUAAUCUGGGUUUGGCGGAUGCCAGGAGAACGCUACCUGCCCCAAUGCAUAGUGCCAACUGUAAAGUUUGGUAGAGGAAGAAUAAUGGUCUGGGGCUGUUUUACAUGCUUCGGGCUAGGCCCCUUAGUUCCAGUGAAGGGAAAUCUUAACGCUACAGCAUACAAUUACAUUCUAGAUGAUUUUGUGCUUCCAACUUUGCAGCAACAGUUUGGGGAAGGCCCUUUCCUGUUUCAGCAUGACAAUGGCACAUAGCGAGGUCCAUACAGAAAUGGUUUGUCGAGAUCUGAUGAAAGUACGCUCUUUGUCUUUAUCAAACUAAUGUUUUUACAUAUUUUCAAUGUGGAAUCUGUCUAUGUUUAGGCGGGUAAGAGCGUCUGCUAAAUGACUUAAAUGUAAAUGCCACUAGCAGUUCGCAAAGUAGGGUCGUCACUAACGUUAGUUGCCACAGCCACAAAGUCAUAAACCCUGCCUGUUUCUACAACUUUGCUUCUUAAAAUCUGAUUUUAAACCUAACCCUUAACCACACUGUUAAUCUUAUUCCUAACCUUAAAUUAAGACCAAAAAGCACAUUUUUGUUUUCAUGAAUUUUUACUAUAUAGACAAUUUAGACUUUGUAGCUGUGGUAACUAGUGACAACCGCAAAGUAGCCUAUAAACUAAAUGACGGAAUUAUUCAAAAACUGCAGCUCAUUGUUGGAACACAUCAGUGGCGAUUUUAGCAUGUAAAUCUUGGCAGGGCAAACUCCCAAACAUUUUUUGGAUGCAUUCCAGCAAAGCCACCACUACACAACACACCACUAAACAAUACAUUAAUUGCAAUAUAACGGUGACAAACGGUGCCCACAAACUGUUAGGGCCUACAUAAAGCUGUCCCAACAGCAGUCCCAACAUCUUACCACUGCUACACCUGGCUAUCAGCAGAGCCUUGUCUGGCAGCGAAACAGUUAAUUCAGCCUUAUUUACUGCCUUUUUAAAAAACAUAGCUGAUAUGGCUGACUUGCUUAAACAAAUGUGGAUUCUACUGACAAUUGAGAUGUACAAACUAUGGCAUAAGGGAAUGAUGAGCGGAUAAGAGGCAAUUCGUAAUUUAAAUUAAGACAAUGAGCGAGCUAAGACGGACGUAGUCAAUAGAACUAUUUGUUCAGCACUUUUGAAAUGUACAGCAACAGAAUUCACAACAUGGGCCGUUCUUACAGUAUUCUCCCUGUACACCAAGUCAGAACCGUAGGAUAAAUAAAGGGAGCAUAUAAGCAGACAAAGAAAGCUCUUACAAUAUUUUCGAUGAUGACAUUUCUCUAAAACUGGCUAAAGGCUACAUGUGCACCACCAAGUAGGCUAAAUUAUGAGGGGGAAAGGGACCAAAUUACGGUGAGGCACAUGGGCUACUAACAGCUUACUACACAACAUACACUUAGUAUUACUUUCUUAGCUACAGUAUACAUAUCUCCCUGGCAUAGUACAUCAUUUAUGCAGCAGCAUACAAUAUUUUUGGACUCACCAUGUUUUGUUGUGCUGUGCUCACUUGAACAUGAAGGUGGCGCGGCAGUCCUUCUAGUGGGCAAAUUUUGUCAUCAAACUUUGUCAUCAAAGUCUGGCAUUCUCUGGAUUUAUGGUUAUUUCAAGACAACUGGGAACUCUGGAAAAAAAACAGGGUUGAAACAUGACGUCAGUGAUCUUUAGGUCGGAGCUUUAGAAAGAGGCCCGAGUUCCCAACUUGGAAUUCCGAGUUGGAUGACCGUUCAAAACGUAUUUUCCCAGUCGGAGCUCGUUUUUUUCAGAGUUCCCAGUUGUCUUGAACUCACUGAAGUCUGAGAUUUCCCAGUUCCGAGUUUCCAGUUGUUUUGAACGCGGUAGAAGUCAUGCUGGAUUGACAGCAUGGCCAAUGUAUUCAACCUUUUCUGGCCCAUGGUGUUGCAUGUGAAUGUUUAUCCUUUUAAGCUUGGAAAAGAGACCCUUAAACCCAGACUUGGACCACACACCCUCUCCACUGAAUAGCAGGCUAGGGAUUGCUUUGCAAUGCUUGCAGUUAGCCACUGAUUCCUUCCAAACCACUCAUUGUUGAAUUUGCGAUUUCCAACUUGUGUAAUGUUUAUGUCCAAUGGCCGAUGAGCACUGAUACGUUUUAUCUAUAAUUUCUCUUCAUAUAACAAGGAUUGAAAAGGAUUUGCCAUUAGAUUGUCGACUUGAUUCAUGAUGAUGACUGCUUGUCUAGCUUGCUAGCUAAGAUUUUGAAAGUAUGAUGUUGACAUGAUCAGUCCAAUUAAAGCUACGGUAGAUAUAACGUGAUUUGACAUCCUUUUAUCUGUGGCCAAUGACCUUGAGGCUUCUUGGAUGGGCACUUCUAAUGUAAAUCAAUAGCAGCACCCAAGAGGCUUGAAUUUUUGAGCGCUCCCUGUAGAUUUAGCGGUGACAUAGUGUCCCCAUGAGUGACAACACUGAGCCAAUCACAGCGCAACUAGAGAACAUUACCAACCUCUACGCUCUGUAUUUUCCACUGGCUGCCCCUCCACCACAGAAAGCACUGAGCUAGGCUGAAACACCUGCAUUUUGGAGCUGCCUUGCUCAAGAAAGCAAAAAAGAGUCCAUGUUUGUAUGCGGUUUAAUUAAUGUAUUAUUAUUUAAAAAAUUAUAUUGUUUGCAAACUGAUAUGGUGACACUUAUUAAUGCCAAAAUAACAUUUUUUUUUGCUAAACAGGUGGGGUACUGCCACUGGAACACUUAUUUCCCUACUUCAGUCAACCAGUCCAUUUAACAUUUGUGAUGAAACUGUUGUCAAUUGGCAAGGACUGUAGCUUGUAUCCCAUCAGUUAGAUAUGUUUUUAUAGGCAUUUAUUUCUGUAGGCGCACAUAGCACGCGUGUGUAGAAGGAGCGGUCGGAACGCAAUUGAGUGAGUGACACGGAGAGGAAAGGGAAUUUAGGGAGCAGAACUGUGAUGCUUGGCUUGGUUUAUUUUUUGUUAUGUCCCUCAAAUGCACAUGUACAAAUGGAACAGUCAAAGAAAAUGUACGUUGUCUUCAAGACAACAUUUUGACCAAAUAGUUUUACAGUACCAGUCAAAAGUUUGGACACACCUACUCAUUCAAGGGUUUUUCUUUAUUUUUACCAUUUUCUACGUUGUAGAAUAAUAGUGAAGACAUCAAAACUAUAGUUAGGCACUCAAGUUCAGUUUUUUUGUCUUAUUUCUUGUUUGUUUCACAAUAAUAAAAUAUUGUGCAUCUUCAAAGUGGUAGGCAUGUUGUGUAAAUCAAAUGAUACAAACCCCCAAAAAUCAAUUUUAAUUCCAGGUUGUAAGGCAACAAAAUAGGAAAAAUGCCAGGGGUGGGGGGGGGUGAAUACUUUCGCAAGCCACUGUAAAUAGCUCAAUUCUGGUUCUGAAUAGUUAGUCAGCUAGCCAUGUCCACUUACCAAUUGCACUCAUAGCAGAAUGAACAAUGUGAUCCAUUUCACUGGUUUCUAAUCAUACAGGAGUUUUCUAUCUUGCAGAAGUAUCAGAACAAUGCGUAAAUUGCUGUGAGGAGAAGUAUUACAAAACAUGAAUCUAAUUGUGCACACUGGGGGCAGCCAUUGUUUGCUGUCAGUGCCCGUAACCGUAAUAUAGUGUGUAUAUGCGCACUAAAAUAUGUGGCACAGUUAUGAUGAUUAUGUCAGUACUGUAGGCCUAGUUUAGCUCUCUCAAACCCUUCAGCGAUUAACUUCGCCCACCGCUAGCCAUGUGAAGUACAAUUCCGGUGCUGUGUUAUAACGUUUGGAAACGUCAAUAAGCAUCACUUGCCAAACGUUUUUUGAAACAUAUGGCCCUUAUCUUUCAUAUCAGUGAGAAAUAAUCUUUAAAAUGAAAAAAAUAUACAAUUACUGUGGAAUGCAGUGUUUGGUUUUCGCCAGACGUAAUGGGACCCAUCUCGUCCAAGAAGUCGACUCAAGUUUGCCAAAAAGCACCUGGAAGCAGCUGGAUGAUCAUCAAGACUCUUGGAAGAAUGUUCUAUGUACAGAUGAGUCAAAAGUACUGUAUAACGUUAUGGAAGACAUUAUGACUGGCGAAAACCAAACACUGCAUUCCACAGUAAGAACCUUAUACCAACGGUUAAGCGUGGUGGUAAUGUGAUGGUUUGGGGAUGCUUUGCUGCCUCAGGACCUGGACGACUUGCCUUAGUAUAAGGAACCAUGAAUUCUGCUCUGUAUCAGAGAAUUCUACAGGAGAAUGUCAGGCCAUCCAUCUGUGAGCUGAAGCUGAAGUGCAGCUGGGUCAUGCAGCAAGACAUUGAUCCAAAACACAAUGAUGUCAUCUACAUGAAAAUGUCUAAAAAGCAACACAUUUGAAGUUUUGGAAUGGCCUAGUCAAAGUCCAGACCUAAUCCCAAUUGAGAUGUUGUGGCAGGACUUGAAACGAGCAGUUCAUGCUUGAAAACCCACAAAUGUCGCCGAGUUAAAGCAGUUCUGCAUGGAAUGGUGGGCCAAAAUUCCUCCACAGCGACGAGAGAGACUGAUCAACAACUACAGGAAGUGUUUGGUUGGAGUCAUUGCAGCUAAAGGUGGCACAACCAGUUAUUGAGUGUAAGGGUGCAAUUACUUUUUCACACAGGGGCAUUGGGUGUUGCUUAACUUUGUUUAUGAAAUAAAUUAAAUAAGUAUUGUGUUAUUUGUUCACUCAGGUUCCCUUUAUCUAAUAUUAUGUUUUGGUUGAAGACCUGAUAACAUUCAGUAUCCUAAUGAAGACAGCUUGUCUGUCGAAACGUUGGUUAUUAAAUUAUUGCAUCUGAGCUCCUAGAGUGUGUGGCUCUCCUUUUCUUUUUCAAGUGUUCUACUCCGUAACAUUCAGUAUCAAACAUAUGCAAAAGUAGACAAAAUUAUAAAAGGGGGCAAAUACUUUUUCACAGCACUGUACAUGGGGAUGGAAAUUGGGAAAAGUAGUGGUUCUGUAAUGGGCAGAAACAGAGGUGUGUGUGUGUGUGUGUGUGUGUGUAUACACACAUACUGAAUGAAUACACCAGGGCACAGAUACAGAAUAAAUGGCAAAGGACUGUAUAGAUUGCAUAUUCUACCUGCAGACAGAGGUGGGACCAAGUCACUAUUAUUGAAGUCGCAAGUCUAAAGUCACAAGGUCCGAGUCUCAAGUUGAGUCCCAAGUAGAACGGGUCAAGUCUUGAGUCAAGUCCAAGUCGUGCAUUCUAAGAGCAAGUCGAGUCACAAGUUUUUUUCAAGUAAAGUAAAAAAAACUCUUUACAUGCAACGACUUGAUCAUCUACAAAUCUUUGUGUAUUUAUUGAGGCUACCAUACAGCCCUUUUCAUUAUUUUGUCUACAACACAUUUUGAUUAUGUAAUAGGGACAGCCAACAAGUGCUCAGCAUAUGUCGGAAAUGGUUGGAAAAGCAUUCCAGGUGAAGCUGGUUGAGAGAAUGCCAAGAGUGUGCAAAGCUGUCAUCAAGGCAAAGGGUGGCUAUUUUAAGAAUCUCAAAUAUAAAAUAUAUUUUGAUUUGUUUAACACUGUUUUGGUUACUACAUAAUUCCAUAUGUGUUAUUUCAUCGUUUUGAUGUCUUCACUAUUACUCAACAAUGUAUAAAAUAGUAAAAAUAAAGUAAAACUUGAAUGAGUAGGUGUGUCCAAACUUUUGACUGGUACUGUAUAUACAGUGCAUUCGGAAAGUAUUCAGACCCCUUGACUUUUUCCACGUUUUGUUAUGUUACAGCCUUAUUCUAAAAUAUAUUAAAUCGUUUUAUUCUCCCUCAAUCUACAUACAAUACCCCAUAAUGACUAAGCAAAAACUGGUUUUUAGAAAUUUUAGCAAAUGUAUUAAAAAUUAAAACCGGAAAUAUUACAUUUACAUAAGUAUUCAGACCCUUUACUCAGUACUUUGUUGAAGCAGCUUUGUCAGCGAUUACAGCCUCGAGUCUUCUUGGGUAUGACGCUACAAGCUUGGCACACCUGUAUUUGGGGAGUUUCUCCCAUUCUUCUCUGCAGAUCCUGUCAAGCUCUGUCAGAUUGGAUGGGGAGCAUCGCAGCACAGCUAUUUUCAGGUCCCUCCAAAGAUGUUUGAUCGGGUUCAAGUCCACGCUCUGGCUGGACCACUCAAGGACAUUCAGAGACUUGUCCCGAAGCCACUCCUGCGUUGUCUUGGCUGCGUGCUUAGGGUCGUUAUCCUGUUGGAAGGUGAACCUUCGCCCCAGUCUGAGGUCCUGAGCGCUCUGGAGCAGGUUUUCAUCAAGGAUCUCUCUGUACUUUGCUCUGUUCAUCUUUACCUCGAUCCUGACAAGUCUCCCAGUCCCAGCUACUGAAAAACAUCCCCACAGCAUGAUGCUGCCACCACCAUGCUUGACCGUAGGGAUGGUGCCAAGUUUCCUCCAGACGUGAAGCUUGGCUUUCAGGCCAAAGAUUUCAAUCUUGGUUUCAUCAGACCAGAGAAUCUUGUUUCUCAUGGUCUGAGAGUCCAUUAGGUGCCUUUUGGCAAACUCCAAGCGGGCUGUCAUGUGCCUUUUACUGAGGAGUGGCUUCCAUCUGGCCACUCUACCAUAAAGGCCUGAUUGGUGGAGUGCUGCAGAGAUGGUUGUUCUUCUGGAAGGUUCUCUCAUCUCCACAGAGGAACUCUAGAGCUCUGUCAGAAUGACCACCUCCCUGACCAAGGCCCUUCUCCCCCGAUUGCUCAGUUUGGCCGGGCGGCCAGCUCUAGGAAGCGUCUUGGUGGUUCCAAACUUCUUCCAUUUAAGAAUGAUGGAUGCCACUGUGUUCUUGGGGACCUUCAAUACAGCAGAAAUGUUUUGGUAUCCCCAGAUCUGUGCCUCAACACAAUCCUGUCUCUGAGCUCUACGGACAAUUCCUUCGACCUCAUGGCUUGGUUUCUGUUCUGAUAUGCACUGUCAACUGUGGGACCUUUAUAUAGACAGGUGUGUGCCUUUCCAAAUCAUGUCCAAUCAAUUGAAUGUACCACAGAUGGACUCCAAUCAAGUUGUAAAAACAGAAUGCGCCUGAGCUCAAUUUCGAGUCUCAUAGCAAAAGGACUGAAUACUUAUGUAAUAAGGUAUUUAUUUUGUAUUUUUAAUAAAUGUGCCAACAUUUAUAAAAACCUGUUUUCUCUUUGUCAUUAUGGGGUAUUGUGUGUAGAUCGAUGAGAGAAAAAAAGAUUUAAUCAAUUUUAGAAUAAGGCUGUAACGUAACAAAAUGUGGAAAAAGGGAAGUGGUCUAAAUACUUUCCGAAUGCACUGUAUUUGUAUUUAUUAUGGAUCCCCAUUAGCUGCUGCCAAGGUAGCAGCUACUCUUCCUGGGGUCCAACACAUUAAAGCACUUACAUUACAUAUAAAACAAAAGAUAAAACAGUAAAUCAUAUAACAUUAUUACACCACUACAUAUCUACAAUACAAAAUGUAUAAUACCACCAUACAACAGUAUUACAAUGUAUGCGUGUGUCUGUACCUUUUGUGUGUCUCUUCACAGUCCCCGCUGUUCCAUAAGGUGUAUUUUUACCUGUUUUUAAAAUCUGAUUCUACUUCUUGCAUCAGUUACCUGAUGUGGAAUAUAGUUCCAUGUAGUCAUGGCUCUAUGUAGUACUGUGCGCCUCCCAUAGUCUGUUCUGGACUUGGGGAUUGUGAAGAGACCUCUGGUGGAAUGUCUUUUGGAGUAUGCAUGGGUGUCCGAGCUGUGUGCUAGUAGUUUAAACAGACAGCUUGGUACAUUCAGCUUGUCAACACUUCUUACAAAAACAAGUAGUGAUGACGUCAAUCAGUUUACAAUCCAGGGUUACUCCAAGCAGUUUAGUUACCUCAACUUGCUACAUUUCCCCAUUAUUCAUUACGAAAUGUAGUUGAGGUUUAGGGUUUAGUGAAUGAUUUGUCCCAAUUACAAUGCUUUUAGUUUUGGAAAUAUUUAGGACUAACUUAUUUCUUGCCACCCAUUCUGAAACUAACUGCAGCUCUUUGUUAAAUGUUGCAGUCAUUUUCAGUUGCUGUAGUAGCUGACGUGUAUAGUGUUGAGUCAUCUGCAUACAUAGACACACUGGCGUUACUUAAAGCUAGUGGCAUGUCGUUAGUAAAGAUUGAAAAAAGUAAGGGGCCUAAACAGCUAACCUGGGGAAUUCCUGAUUCUACCUGGAUUAUGUUGGAGAGGCUUCCAUUAAAUGACACCCUCUGUGUUCUGUUAGACAAGUAACUCUUUAUCCACAGUAUAGCAGUGCGUGUAAAGCCAUAACACAUGCGUUUUUUCCAGCAGCAGACUAUGAUCGAUAAUGUCAAAAGCUGCACUGAAGUCUAACAAAACAGCUCCCACAAUCUUUUCAUCAUCAAUUUCUCUCAGCCAAUCAUCAGUCAUUUUUGUAAGUGCCGUGCUUGUUGAAUGUCCUUCCCUAUAAGCGUGAUGAAAGUCUGUCAAUUUGUUUACUGUAAAAUAGCAUUGUAUCUGGUCAAACACCAUUUUUUCCAGAAGUUUACUAAGGGUUGGUAACAGGCUGAUUGGUCGGCUAUUUGAACCAGUAAAGGAGGCUUUACUAUUCUUGGGUAGCAGAAUGACUUUUGCUUCCCUCCAGGCCUGAGGGCACACACUUUGUAGUAGGCUUAAAUUGAAGAUAUGGCAAAUAGGAGUGGCAAUAUCGUCCGCUAUUAUCCUCAGUAAUUUUCCAUCCAGAUUGUCAGACCCCGGUGGCUUGUCAUUGUUGAUAGACAACAAUAAUUGUUUCACCUCUUCCACACUCAUUUUACGGAGUACAAUGCUUAUCUUUCAUAAUUUGGUCAGAUAUACUUGUAGUGUCAGCGUUUGUUGCUGCCAUGUCAUGCCUUAGUUUGCUUAUCUUGCCAAUGAAAAAGUCAUUAAAGUAGUUCAAAUCAAAUCAAAUCAAAUUUUAUUGGUCACAUGCGCCGAAUACAACAGGUGCAGACAUUGCAGUGAAAUGCUUACUUACAGCCCUUAACCAACAGUGCAUUUAUUUUAAACAAAAAAAGUAAGAAUAAAACAACAACAACAAAAAAGUGUUGAGAAAAAAAGAGCAGAAGUAAAAUAAAGUGACAGUAGGGAGGCUAUAUAUACAGUAAAAUAAAGUGACAGUAGGGAGGCUAUAUAUACAGGGGGGUACCGUUGCAGAGUCAAUGUGCGGGGGCACCGGCUAGUUGAGGUAAUAUGUACAUGUGGGUAGAGUUAAAGUGACUAUGCAUAAAUACUUAACAGAGUAGCAGCAGCGUAAAAAGGAUGGGGUGGGGGGGCAGUGCAAAUAGUCCGGGUAGCCAUUAUUAGCUGUUCAGGAGUCUUAUGGCUUGGGGGUAGAAGCUGUUGAGAAGUCUUUUGGACCUAGACUUGGCACUCCGGUACCGCUUGCCGUGCGGUAGCAGAGAGAACAGUCUAUGACUAGGGUGGCUGGAGUCUUUGACAAUUUUGAGGGCCUUCCUCUGACACCGCCUGGUAUAGAGGUCCUGGAUGGCAGGGAGCUUUGCCCCAGUGAUGUACUGGGCCGUACGCACUACCCUCUGUAGUGCCUUGCGGUCAGAGGCCAAGCAGUUGCCAUACCAGGCGGUGAUGCAACCAGUCAGGAUGCUCUCGAUGGUGCAGCUGUAGAUUUUUUUGAGGAUCUGAGGACCCAUGCCAUAUCUUUUUAGUCUCCUGAGGGGAAAUAGGCUUUGUCGUGCCCUCUUCACGACUGUCUUGGUGUGUUUGGACCAUGAUAGUUCGUUGGUGAUGUGGACACCAAGGAACUUGAAGCUCUCAACCUGUUCCACUACAGCCCCGUCAAUGAGAAUGGGGGCGUGCUCAGUCCUCUUUUUUUUCCUGUAGUCCACAAUCAUCUCCUUUGUCUUGGUCACGUUGAGGGAGAGGUUGUUGUCCUGGCACCACACGGCCAGAUCUCUGACGACCUCCCUAUAGGCUGUCUCAUCGUUGUCGGUGAUCAGGCCUACCACUGUUGUGUCGUCGGCAAACUUAAUGAUGGUGUUGGAGUCGUGCCUGGCCAUGCAGUCAUGGGUGAACAGAGAGUACAGGAGGGGACUGAGCACGCACCCCUGAGGGGCCCCCGUGUUGAGGAUCAGUGUGGCAGAUGUGUUGUUACCUACCCUUACCACCUGGGGGCGGCCCGUCAGGAAGUCCAGGAUCCAGUUGCAGAGGGAGGUGUUUAGUCCCAGGAUCCUUAGCUUAGUGAUGAGCUUAGAGGGCACUAUGGUGUUGAAUGCUGAGCUGUAGUCAAUGAAUAGCAUUCUCACGUAGGUGUUCCUCUUGUCCAGGUGGGAAAGGGCAGUGUGGAGUGCGAUAGAGAUUGCAUCAUCUGUGGAUCUGUUGGGGCGGUAUGCAAAUUGGAGUGGGUCUAGGGUUUCUGGGAUUAUGCUGUUGAUGUGAGCCAUGACCAGUCUUUCAAAGCACUUCAUGGCUACAGACGUCAGUGCUACGGGUCGGUAGUCAUUUAGGCAGGUUAUCUUAGAGUUCUUGGGCACGGGGACUAUGGUGGUCUGCUUGAAACAUGUUGGUAUUGCAGACUCAGUCAGGGACAUGUUGAAAAUGUCAGUGAAGACACUUGCCAGUUGGUCAGCACAUGCUCGGAGUACACGUCCUGGUAAUCCGUCUGGCCCUGCGGCCUUGUGAAUGUUGACCUGCUUAAAAGUCUUACUCACAUCGGCUACGGAGAGCGUGAUCACAUAGUCGUCCGGAACAGCUGGUGCUCUCCUGCAUGCUUCAGUGUUGCUUGCCUCGAAGCGAGCAUAGAAGUGGUUUAGCUCGUCUGGCAAUAUCAGUGGGUUUUGUGAUGGAGCCGAGUUUGCUUUUUUCCCCCAGAAUUUCAUUUAAGGUGCUCCAAAGCUUUUUACUAUAAUUCUUUAUAUGAUUUAUUUUUGUUUCGUAGUAUGGUUUCCUUUUAUUUAGUUUAGUCACAUGAUUUCUUAGUUUGCAGUACGUUUGCCAAUCGAUUGGGCUGCCAGACUUAUUUUCCAUACCUUUUGCCUCAUCCUUCUCAACCAUACAAUUUUUCAAUUCCUCAUCAAUCCAAGGGGAUUUAACAGUUUUUACAGUCAUUUUCUUAAUGGGUGCAUGCUUAUUAGUAACUGGAAUAAGCAAUUUCCUAAAUGUGUCAAGUGCAGCGUCUGGUUGCUCCUCAUUACACACCACAGACCAGCAAAUCAUCAACAUAAGAAUCACUACAAAACUUAUUGUAUGACCUCUUAUACACUAUAUUAGGCCCAGCCUCCUAGAUAUGGCUACUAUAUUGUGAUCACUACUGCUUUAAAGCAACUUUCUGCAGCAUUAGUAAAGAUCUGAUCAAUACAUGUUGAUGAUUUCAUUCCUGUGCUAUUUGUAACUACCCUGGUAGGUUGACUGACAUCCUGAACCAGGUUGCAGGCACUGGUUACAGUUUGAAGUUUUUUCUUGAGUAGGCAGCUUGAUGAAAGCCAGUCAAUAUUUAAAUCACCCAGAAAAUAUACUUCUCUGUUGAUAUCACGUACAUUAUCAAGCAUUUCACACAUAUUAUCCAGAUACUGACUGUUAGCACUUGGUGGUCUAUAGUAGCUUCCCACAAGAAUGUGCUUUAGGUGAGGCAGAUGAACCUGUAGCCAUAUUACUUCAACAUUAUUUAACAUGAGAUCCUCUCUAAGCUUUACAGGAAUGUGGUUCUGAAUAUAGACUGCAACACCACAACCGUUGGCAUUUCUGUCUUUUCGGUAGAUGUUAUAGCCAUGUAUUGCUACCACUGUAUCAUCAAAGGUAUUAUCUAAGUGAGUUUCAGAGAUUUUCAGAAUAUGAAUGUAAUCUGUUACAAGAAAGUUAUUGACUUCAUUAACCUUGUUUCUUAUGUAAAUAUGUUAAUAUGGACUAUUUUUAGCACAUUUCUGGGUUGCUUUAUUGUUUUUAAUGCUUUACUGAGAAGCUUAUCAGAAGUAGACUGUUAUUUAUAUUGGAGCUGAUAGUGCACAGUGAGCUGCACACAGUGGAAUUCCUACUAGGGCACACCGCCUCAGUGCUAACAUUGUAACUGGUUCAUAGGCACAUGAUUACUACAUACAAUAGCUGUAGGAUCAACUGAUGUAUUCAGGGCAGUUAGUAAAAUUAAUUUACUUACAUUGUGUCUGCCAAUGCCCCUGGGAUAAUGUAUCUUAUGCAGCAUUAUGACAACUCAUUGUCACAAUGGUAGGGAUUAACUGAGCUGGUCUUGGGUCAUUGAGAAGUCAUUAACGCAGCCUUGAAAUGUGUUAAGAGUCCAGGAGCCAAGAUGAUUUGAAUGGACUCCAUCAUUCCUGUAGAGUAUCUUCUGUUUCCAGAAGCUGUCAAAUGUAUCUAUAAAAGGGAUUCCAACAGAGCUACAGUAAUAUUUUAGCCAGAUGUGUAAUGCAAGUAGCCUGCUGAAUCUUUCACACCCGUGGCCCAACGAUGGUACCGGACCUGAAAUGAUUGGACGCUUUUUGGAAUCUUUCAAUGCUAGAAUCAGUUCUUUAAAAUACAUUUUCAGAAGUUCAGAGCUAGCCCUCCUGAUGUCGUUUCACCCCAGAUGGACUACGACAGCGUCAGCUCCCGGCAUCGGUCGUAGAAUGGUCGGAAGCAGCCUUGUAAUGUCCUGUACUCGUGCUCCUUGGUAGCACAGGGUUUUUGCACUGGGAACCGAGAUGUUUCUCACCAUAGAGCUGCCGACGAUGACAGCUGGUGAAACAGCCAGGGAGGUCCGGCCGUUCUUUCGCCUCGAGGGGUUUAAAAGACCUCUCGAGGACUGAAGGGCGGUGGGGCCCGAUGGACCAGAGCCGGCUGUAGUAUAUGUGGUAGAGACCCCUGGGCUGGAGACAGGGUAGAGAAUGAAGGACCAUGAAUCUCUGGAAGCAGGUGGGCGAAACUGUUGGUCAGCAGGAUGGGAUCCCCAAAGCCAUUUUAGCCCCAUUCACCAAAAACCGCUGCCUUGUGCUGGGCUUACGGUGUGUGACGUGCCUCCACUGAGAUGCAGGAUCUAUAACUGUGGCAUCCGCCAGCUCCUCAUAAAGCGUCCUUGCUCCUUUAUUCUCUGAGGGGGGGCCGGGAUGGGAGGUCGGGGUAGGAUGGGGAGGGCAGGUGAGAUGGGAGGGGAGAGGUGACUGCAGGGCAGUUCUGGCCAGUCAGUCAGAGAGUGGCAACAUGGUGGCGAGGCAGUGGCACGACGACCAGGCUGAGGAGUAAAAAAGGAAAAGGUCUUAGUGGGACCUAUCCAGGAUAUGCUGCAAUGUCUCAAUUUGCUUACUCUGGACGUCCAGCUCAGAUAUAUAUUCCUCAAUAAGCUGACAGUUUCCACAUUGGAAAUAUGUCCAGACACUAUUAUCCCGGAACUGUGAAAAGUAGGUGCAGCUCCUACAUGGGAUGAAACGUUCACCGUAGUCUCUGAAGGUGGUUGCUGCCAAUCUGGAAAAAAGUAAGUUUCCCCUUAUGGCGGAAAGUGGUAGACACAAUUUUGUUAAAAUCCACGCAAAUAAAAUAGGUUGUUGAGGAAUCAGCUAAAAGUCAAUCAAUCCACACAGUGUGAUAGUCAGAUUGAAUCACACAGUUUGUAGGAUCACCACAGUCAUAGGCAGCAAGCCAGAACCCAACCACAGGCUAGAAACCAGCCAGCAGUAGGACCCACAAUAAACACAACCAAGGCACAAAACUCGCCAGCAUAAAAACAGCAAGGAGAGAGCGGUGACUUACUCAAUGCGUUUGAAUGCUGGGGCCCAUCAGCAACGUAAUGGAGGCCGUGUUCCCAGUACGAUAGCCAAGAGAGAAGCACCUUGGAGGGGAUGUAGUUUCCAGUACAGGUUGGUGGAAAGCCGGGAGGGUGGCAAGCGCUACACCGGGACACGAGAGUCGAAAAGAGUAAAGUUUGGCAGUAGUCCAAAAACAUCCCAGGCACAAUGUCAAAUGGAAGGAUGGAAGCAGCAGUAGGCAGGUGUCUGUAUAGUGUAUCUGUGCUUUUGGUUUGUGGGCGCUACUUUCAGAACUACUGGCUAAAAAGUAUACAAAAGUACUGGAUAUUCCCUUGAACCUAUCCUAUAUGAAAGGACACAAGUAGAGGGCAAGACUGCACAGCCUCCCCUUGAGAAACCAAAUCGAAUAUGUCUAACAGGAGCUCAAACAGGUACAUAUAAGCACUUGGCCCCUCCCAGGACCAUACAAUUACCCAAUUGGCAAUUACAACCAAUAAACUGCUUCUACAAUGUAAAAGGCAAUUUCCACAUCCAUUGUUAAAAUCAGAAUUUAAUGAUUAUGAAUUAUAUUUCAUCACCAUACAUAAAUGGAACAAACAAUUUUCUCUCAUUCAAUGUACUGACUCCAAAGCGUGCACGCUUCUAUUAUGCACAACUAGAAUGACAAAGACAUAGGACACAGACACAAGGAACUCCAACAUAACCCCGGAAAUAUGAACAAAGGAAACCAUACAUUGAAUUAAAUAAACAGAACUUCUACCUCAUGAGUCUUGCGAACGUUCAUGUGCACAAUAAACAUUGCGCCCACUCAGAGGUUAAGACAUGGGGCUAAAUUAAAAUGUAUCAAAACAUGAAACAGAAAUGUCUAAGGGUUGCAAUAAACAGUAUGGGGAUGGAAUGAUGAAACGCUAACAUUAGCAAUUAUUGUAGGAUUAGAUGGAAUAUAGAUUUAGCACAUAUGUAUUUAAAGGUGUGAAAGCAACAUCAAACAUUUCAACAACAGAACAAGCGCUCCCAACUGGCCACUGGCGGGAGUUUGGAGAGCGCAAGUACGUCUAUGGUGCGUCUUCGCCACAGUAAUAAUUAAUUUUAACAGCAAAUUCCAAAUGCAAGCUUCAUAAGUAAAUUAUUAAUUUCAAACAAUUUUGACAAAAGACCAGUAGGCCUAUGCAAGUAAUUGUUACUUGAUGCCCCAUUGCUGGUGAGCUUGCAAAGUAGGCCUAAACAGUAGUGAUGUUACGUUUGAUAAUGGAGCCCAGAGGCAUGCGUCGAAAUCGCAAAACAGCUAAUGCCACGUUCACAUACUAGUCGGAACUAGGAAACUCGGAAAUGUGCGACUUGCUGAUUCGUUGAACGCGGCACCUAUAUAACUAAAACCAGUUAGCAAGUCGGAAAUGUCAGUUUCCUAUUUCUGACUAGCUCUUGAACGUUGCAUAUCCUCAAAGCUGUAUACUGAUGCGUGUAUCACUUGACGUCCGAAACUUCGAUUGAUCACGAGAUAUCCACAGGAAAGUAUAAUUACAUCAGGUUUUCAAAGCGCUGGUAGUGCAUUCAGAUUUCUAUCACCUGAAGCAAGCGCACAAGGUAAAAAUACAUGCACGAGAUGCAUGCAUACUUGCCGAGCUUGUGUACGUGUUUACAUGGUUCUGCGCAUGCCUAAAGUGAUAUAAAUCUGAAUGCACUACCAGUGCUUUGAAAAGUUUAUGUAAUUAUACUUUCCUGUGGAUAUAUUGUCUCACAUUCCUACCACCAAAAGGACCAACCGCAUUGACAACCGUUAAAGUGCGUUAAAAUAUAAUUGUAUUCAAAAUUAUGUCUUGUAAAGGUUGUGAUAGGAAACUUUCCUGAUUCAAACGUUCAUUUCUGCCCGACGUAGAAUUCAAUGCCAUUCAACUUCGGGUUUCCAGGCAACCCAGUAGCCUGUGCUUUCUUGUAGUUUGUACAUCCAGGUACUGAGCACCACACCAUGACUAAAAUGUACAGUUGUUGUCGACACUAAAAUAAAAUAGUUAUUCGCAAGCUGAUGUUCUAUGAAUGAGUGGCUGGUCCGGUGAGUUAGCUAUCUGUUGACACCCAUUCUCAACUGGAUCCACCUCGACAGGGGCGGUACCACAUCCUGAAGUCGCAAUGAAUUGUGGUUUGCUUACAACCAGGAGAUGUAGAUGGCCCGUUUCUACCGGUGAGAUGCAGAAAGGCUCGUAUUUGCGUAUAGUGAGGAAAUUCUUGAUUUUUAUGACACAUGUUAAUAACAUAUUAGUGGACAUAUACAGUGAAAGAGCAACGGUAAAAAUGUCCCUUAACAGAACUUUGCCUACUGACUAAUAAUGAAUUAUAUCAGAAUAGAGAGACUGAAAACAAUAAUUGUUAAAAUAUGGAGAGUCAGUGUACAAAACAUUAGGAACACCUUCCUAAUAUUGAGUUGCACCCCCUUUUGCCCUCAGAACAGCCUCAAUUCAUCAGGCCAUGGACUCUACUAGUUGUCAAAAGCGUUCCACAGGGAUGCUGGCCCAUGUUGACUCCAAUGCUUCCCACAGUUGUACCAAGUUGGCUGGAUGUCCUUUGGGUGGUGGACUAUUCUUGAUGCACAUGGGAAACUGUUUAGCAUGAAACCUUGCAGCAUUGCAGUUCUUGACACACUCAAACCGGUGUGCCUGGCACCUACUACCAUACCCCGUUCAAAGGCACUUAAAUAUUUUGUUUUGCCCAUUCACUCUCUGAAUGGCACACAUACACAAUCCAUGUCUCAAGACUUAAAAAUCAUUUGACGUGUCUCCUCCCCUUCAUCUACACUGAUUGAAGUGGAUUUGACAGGUGACAUCAAUAGGGGAUAAUAGCUUUCACCUGGUCAGUCUGUCAUGGAAAGUUCCUUAUGUUUUGUACACAUGUAAAUGUCUCGAUCUGAGUUGACUUUUUUUUUUUUUUUAACCAAAUGUAUGUUUUUUUCUUUUCUCUCUGCUGUGAUAUAAUUCGAAAGAUCUUCUUUAAACCAUAUUAUAAUCCCUCCUGAACCUCAGCCACAUUUUACAUGUGGAUGUUUCACUUAAGGUACAGUAAACUCCCUAUAAUUUUUGGGAGAGGAUGUUUUCUAAAUCUCCUCGACUCGCUGUUUCUAGAGGUAUAAUAAUGUCUGAACUAUAUACAGUAUCUACAAAGUCUGUGUCUGGGCUUUUAAUACCAAAGGUUGAAGAGCACAAACCCUGCAUGUUAUAGCAGCUUAUACUUAAGGAUGCUAUGUUUCAAAUGUUCCUUUAGGACAUGUUCUCUCUCUCUCGCUCUCACUCUUCUCUCCUCUCCUCUUAGUGGAUGGAAGCCACCCCAUCUUGUCCAGCUCAGUGGUACUUACCACUGGCACUUUCCUGUCCGGCUCCCUCUUCAUGGGCCAAACCACCUCUCCCGGGGGGAGGAUGGGGGACGCCCCAUCAUGUGCCAGACUUUCAUACACACUGAAAGAGACAUUGGGGUUGAGGGUGGGUCGGCUGAGGACUGGCACACCCCCUCGGAUAGUGAAGGAGUCCGUAGACCUGUCCUUGGCUCAGAUCCAAGCCCCGGACAAACAGCCCACUCCCUUCAGUUUUCUCAACACGCACACCCGCUGCAAGGUAAAAACAACAAAUGAGUACAAAGAAAAACUACAACUGCCAAUAUGCCAACAUAAAACAUUACACCCGGCAAAUAUUGUUUUUGGGUUAUGAUAAGGUAAAGAAGUAAUACUAAGCGAUUUCAGGUAUUUCUAAAUCUUAUUCUUCAAAAACCACUGGUCAAGACAUAAUUAUAGACAAAAUGUUGCAAAUGCACCUUAAAUUCUCUAGAAACUGGCUGUGAUGCUGAUAUGCUAUUUGUCCAUGCUAUGCCCUGUAGCCAGAAGAGCAGCUCCCCUGCUAUCUGACCCACACCACUCCUGGAGUGGAGACAGUGGUCAGGGAGAGUGUCCACCUCAACUGUCACAUACAGCAGGACACCAAAGGUCCCAGGUACAGACACACGCAGACAGAGACACACACUCACCCACACACUGCACACACUACUUUAAACACUGCAUUUUGUCUUUCCUCCUCUUAGAUACUGUCCCUCCAUCGAGUCGCGGGUGCUGCGGUUUCCGGGGCGACGGCACCAGGUGUGGCUGGAGCCGGAAGGUUUGACCUCUGACCUGUUGUACCCCCAGGGCCUGUCCAUGACCAUGCCCCCUGACCUGCAGCUCCGCCUCCUUAGGGAGAUCCCCGCCUUGCACCGAGCUGAGAUCCGCACUCCUGGUACGCAGCCCUAUAUACAGACACCCACUCUGGGUCCCAAUAAUCUGUCCUUUCUCCUGAAGUGUUCACUUCCAAUCCAAUGAGUGAGUGGGAGGAGUGCACACAGAAAAAUGGUAUGCAGAAUCUCAGGUCAACCUAUCCCCUACCCCUUGACAUUUAUGCACCUUCCUAGAUCUGAAAGAAUUGGAUGGGCAUAAACAAUAUAGUAAUAGCUCCACCUAGCUAGCCUUCCUGUAUGCUAAGUGGGAUUUUUGCCAUUUUACUUAUACCCAUCCAGUUCUUUCAAAUCUAUGAGGAGGAAUCCAGAAGAUAACUAACUGUUAAACUUUCAAUCAGAUUUAAGCGCACCUGUUCAGCUCUACUGUUGUAGUUGUUUUGUUAGAUCAAGUUAGUCACAGUUAUCAUCAACUCAGUUGUCAGAGCACCUUACCGAUCACUGCACCUGUACACAGCCCAUCUGAAAUUAGCCCGCCCAACUACCUCAUCCCUAUAUUGUUAUUUAUUUUGCUCAUUUGUACCCCAGUAUCUCUAUUUGCACAUCAUCUCUUGCACAUCUAUCAUUCCAGUGUUAAUACUAAUUGUAAUUAUUUUGCACUAUAGCCUAUUUAUUGCCUUACCUCCAUAACUUGCUACAUUUGCACACACUGUAUAUAUAUUUAUUUCUGUUGUAUUUUUGACUUUGUUUUGUUUUACCCCAUAUGUAACUCUGUGUUGUUGUUUUUAUCGCACUGCUUUGCUUUAUCUUGGCCAGGUCGCAGUUGUAAAUGAGAACUUGUUCUCAACUGGUUUACCUGGUUAAAUAAAGGUGAAAUAAUAAAAAAUAAAAAUAAAACUUAAUUGACCUAAACAUGUUUUAGUUCACUGCCUACAACUACAUUAGCACACUCCGGGGUGUGUCAUUGUGGGUGUUUUGGAGAGACUACACUAUAGUUGGACUGCGCAGAACCACUGAUCUACAAAUCACCUUGCAUCCCAAUUAACUACUCAUUAUUAUGUGAAAUUACUAAAAUGAUUAGAGAUUCUGCGUCUCACCUUGCUCAAACUGAUUCCCUCAAACACUCCGAUUAUAACCUCCCUCCUUAUCUCUCUGGAUUCCAGGUUACGGGGUGCAGUACGACUUUGUGUGCCCCACCCAGCUGACCCCGUCUCUGCAGGUGAAGAGCACUCAGGGGCUCUUCCUCGCGGGUCAAAUCAACGGCACCACGGGCUACGAGGAAGCGGCCGCACAAGUAGGGGUUAAAUUUCUUCUAAUCUGGGAACUGGGACACCAGGGUCGUGUCAUUAGGGCACGUAAGGGAAAAUGUUUUGAAACUUUUUGCAACUAAAAUGUGCAUUUCUUAUUGGGCAAGUCCAGGUAGUCCCUCCCUGUUUUAGUAUUUUCUUCCAUUUGGUGCCUAGUAAACACAACCCAGGUGUGUGGACUCUCUGGCCAACAAAUGGUGACAUUAUCAGAAAAGAAAACCAGCAGCACUCUAGGACUGAAGGCUGGUAGCAGAAUAGCCAUUUUACAUGUUUAACAUUUUGGUCAUUUAGCAGACGCGCUUAUCCAAAGCAACUAACGGUACAGUGAGUGCAUACAUUUUUUGUAUAUGAUCACUGUGGGACUUAAACUCACAACCUUGGCAAUGAUACCGGCCGUUCGCCACACUCUUACCAACUGACCCACACAGGACCCUACAAUAUAUGCUACAACAAACCCCUUUCUCUCCUCACUCUCCAGGGCUUGUGGGCGGGGGUGAAUGCUGGUCGGACGGCCCUCUCCCUGCCGCCCAUGGCGCUGUCUCGUACCCAGAGCUACAUCGGGGUGCUGAUCGAUGACUUGGUGGGCCGAGGGGUGACAGAACCUUACCGCAUGUUCACCAGCCGCGCCGAGUUCAGAACCUCCCUCAGGCCCGACAACGCAGACCUCCGUCUCACCCCCAGAGGUACCAUAAUGUGUGUGUGUCUGACAUUACCCAACUACUGGGUGCACUUGUUUUGGCUUACAUAGGGCCCCGGUUGGGUGGAGUUAGCAUAUUUUAGACCAUUCUAUUGGCCCCAAAGGGACAUCUCCACCCACCCGGUCACUGGGGGAGCUAAAACAAACGCCAACUGGAGGAAUUAUAAGAUAUAUUGCAUCUCUGGCCAUGUUCGACUGACCACAGACUGAGCAAACUUAAAGUCACCAACUGCAAUGUAGUCAAUCUCAAAAUGCCUUGUCAGACUUUGUGGAUUAAUAAUAUUUUAUGACCUUUAACCCGGUCUGCAAGGGUUUGAGGAGGUGGGCUGUGUGACUUUGCGGCGGUACGAGAAGGCGGUAAGGGUGAGGGACGGCCUCCAGGAAGCCCUGAUGGCCCUGCAGUCCGUGGCUCUAUCCUCCACCCGCUGGAGAGAGAAGCUGGGUAACAUCAGCCUGAGUGAGAACAAGAGCGCCACCUUGAAGUGAGUAGGAAGUGGUUCAGUGGUGGGUGGUUCAGCAUGCAUUUACUGGGGUGCACUCAGCAGGAAACAAUGUUGUUGGACGUUCAGAUAGAAAUAUACAGUGCAUUUGGAAAGUAUUCAGACCCAUUGACUUUUUCCACAUUUAGUUACAUUACAGCCUUAUUCUUAAAUGGAUUACAUGUAUUUUUUUUUUGGAGGUUCCAAACUUCUUCCAAUCAAGUUGUAGAAACAUCAAGGAUGAUCAAUGGAAACAGGAUGCACCUGACCUCAAUUUCGAGUCUCAUAGAAAAGGGUCUGAAUACUUAUGUAAUACAUCUGCAAAAAUUUCUAAAAACCUGUUUUCGCUUUGUCAUUAUGGGCUAUUGUGUGUAGAUUGAGGACAUGUCUCUCUGCAACAUUCAGCAAGGUUUGCCUACUGAAUGUGGCCAUGACUUUCUAUUGUUCUAUGUAUGGGAACAGUAUCUUUCAAACACAUCCUUAUCUGGUAUUUGUGUACACACACAGGUUGUCAAAAGAGUAUUGUCUGUUUCAGAAUGUGGAGUCACUAACAACACUGCAACCUAUGAGAAAGUGAAUGCUUACUACAUUUUCAAAAUUCCUUUCUAUUGUUUAAUCAAGCAGAGGUGUAUAUAGUCUGCUCAUCAUUAACUUUUACUAUACCAUUUAUCUUUCUCUCUCAGUGGUUUGGAUCUGUUGCAAUACAAAGAUGUGUCCUUUGACAUGUUGGCCUCUGCCUUCCCAGAGUGCCUUUCACCAUAUUUUGAGUACUCACAACGACUCAAGAUUGAAGGUAACUGCUCUUUUUAAGUCUCAAGCAGUCUGCGUCUGAAAUGGCAGUCUAUUCCCUACAUAGUGCACUGCUUUUGUGGCUCUGGUCAAAGGUAGUGCACAAUAUAGGGAAUAGGGUGCCAUUUCAGACACGCACUCAGUUUAGUCUGUUAAACUUUACUUUAAAACAGUACUGAACCCUCUGCCACGUGGCUUUCAGCUGUGUACAGACCCCACUGCGAGAAGCAGAGUCGAGAGAUGGAGAGAAUACGGAGGGAGGAAAGUCUGACUCUCCCCUCUGACAUGGACUACCUCUCCUUACCAGUGUCCCUCUCUCAGGAGGUCAGAGAGAUACUGGACCGAGUCAGGCCCAACACUGUGAGUCUCAGUAAAACUACAACAUAAACCAUCAGUAAAGUCAUAUCGUAAAAAAAUAUAAUCACGACAACUGAUGGAAACAGGAAGUUUCUGUAACAAUUUUAUAAAUACCGACAGAUAAUGUGUUUGUUUGACAUGCUGGGAUAUUUUUGUGUCGGUAAAAUGAAUUAUGCUGGAAAUGGUGGUGGAAACAUAUACAAUUGUAUUUGUCACAUGCGCUGAAUACAGCAGGUGUUGACCUUACCUUGAAAUGCUUACUUACGAGCCCUUAACCAACAAUGCAGAGUUAAAAAAUUAUAAAAAUGUGCUAAAUAAACUAAAGGAAAAAUAGUAACACAAUAAAAUAACAAUAACAAGGUUAUAUACACUGCUCAAAAAAAUAAAGGGAACACUUAAACAACACAUCCUAGAUCUGAAUGAAUGAAAUAAUUUCUUUACAUAGUUGAAUGUGCUGACAACAAAAUCACACAAAAAUGAUCACACAAAAGUGGUCCUCUGUAGCUCAGCUGGUAGAGCACGGCGCUUGUAACGCCAAGGUAGUGGGUUCGAUCCCCGGGACCACCCAUACACAAAAAAAAAAUAUGUAUGCACGCAUGACUGUAAGUCGCUUUGGAUAAAAGCGUCUGCUAAAUGGCAUAUUAUUAUUAUUAUAUUAUUAUUAUGUCCCAGAUGUGCUCAAUUGGAUUCAGGUCUGGGGAACGGGCGGGCCAGUCCAUAGCAUCAAUGCCUUCCUCUUGCAGGAACUGCUGACACACUCCAGCCAUAUGAGGUCUAGCAUUGUCUUGCAUUAGGAGGAACCCAGGGCCAACCGCACCAGCAUAUGGUCUCACAAGGGCUCUGAGGAUCUCAUCUCGGUACCUAAUGGCAGUCAGGCUACCUCUGGCGAGCACAUGGAGGGCUGUGCGGCCCUCCAAAGAAAUGCCAACCCACACCAUGACUGACCCACCGCCAAACCGGUCAUGCUGGAGGAUGUUGCAGGCAGCAGAACGUUCUCCACGGCGUCUCCAGACUCUGUCACGUCUGUCACAUGUGCUCAGUGUGAACCUGCUUUCAUCUGUGAAGAGCACAGGGCGCCAGUGGCGAAUUUGUCAAUCUUGGUGUUCUCUGGCAAAUGCCAAACGUCCUGCACGGUGUUGGGCUGUAAGCACAACCCCCACCUGUGGACGUCGGGCCCUCAUACCACCCUCAUGGAGUCUGUUUCUGACCGUUUGAGCAGACACAUGCACAUUUGUGGCCUGCUGGAGGUCAUUUUGCAGGGCUCUGGCAGUGCAGUCCUCCUGCUCCUCCUUGCACAAAGGCGGAGGUAGCGAUCCUGCUGCUGGGUUGUUGCCCUCCUACGGCCUCCUCCACAUCUCCUGAUGUACUGGCCUGUCUCCUGGUAGCGCCUCCAUGCUCUGGACACUACGCUGACAGACACAGCAAACCUUCUUGCCACAGCUCGCAUUGAUGUGCCAUCCUGGAUGAGCUGCACUACCUGAGCCACUUGUGUGGGUUGUAGACUCCGUCUCAUGCUACCACUAGAGUGAAAGCACCGCCAGCAUUCAAAAGUGACCAAAACAUCAGCCAGGAAGCAUAGGAACUGAGAAGUGGUCUGUGGUCACCACCUGCAGAACCACUUCUUUAUUGGUGGUGUCUUGCUAAUUGCCUAUAAUUUCCACCUGUUGUCUAUUCCAUUUGCACAACAGCAUGUGAAAUGUAUUGUCAAUCAGUGUUGCUUCCUAAGUGGACAGUUUGAUUUCACAGAAGUGUGAUUGACUUGGAGUUACAUUGUGUUGUUUAAGUGUUCCCUUUAUUGUGGGUUCGUUUCCCAGGGGGGGCCAGUAUAAAAUAUAUAUAUAUAUAUGUAUUCACUAACUGUAAGUCGCUCUGGAUAAGAGCGUCUGCUAAAUGACUAAAAUGUAAAUGUAAAUGUAAAUUUUUUUGAGCAGUGUACAAGGAGUACCGGUACCGAGUCAAUGUGCAGGGGUACGGGUUAGUUGAGAAAAUAAGAAUAAAAUAAGGGGGUCAAUGCAAAUAGUCUGGGUAGCCAUUUGACUAUAAUUGUUUAGCAGUUUUAUGGCUUCGGGGUAGAAGCUGUUAAGGAGCAUUAUGGACCCAGACUUGGCACUCCAGUACCACAUGCUGUGCAGUAGCAGAGAGAACAGUCUAUGACUUGGGUGGAUGGAGUCUGACAAUUUUUAUGGCUUUCCUAUCGAAGUAAACUUGGAGUCACACGAUGAUUUAGUGUGUGUGGUCCUCCCACUAUGACUUGGGGAAACUAUGCAGUUAUUAGGCUACAGCUUAAAUAAAUUAUGAACUUCACAGGGUGGUGAAAGUGCACUGUGAUGAGCUUGGUGCUCCUUUCCAAUAAAUAUCGAGGGUCUUAUUCUGAUGACAUGAUCGAUGCUUGACUGCUGUUUGACAAAUACAAAUAUUCUCGCACUUAUCCAUAAUAAUCUCAUGUAGACUAGCCUAUCUGCACAGCCUACCCGCACUGUAUCUGCGAGCUGUUGGCUGGAGCGCACGUUCCAAGACCAGAGUAGGUACAUUUGCUAUUUAACGCAACAGUUUUUAUGAAAACUAUCACUAGUUGAAAAUGUGAUGGAAACGCAUUCGGUACAUGAAAACGUAAGCGAAAAAUAAUAUGUUAUGUGCACUACGUCAUCACGCACUGAUUUUUAUCGGCAAUAAGUCAUUUUGGUGGAAACACACCACUGGUGGGAAAAUUCGCAAAUUUUCUUUAUACGGAUUUUAGAAUAUUUGCAUGAAAAUCUGUCGCCAAUUGGAUGGAAACCUAGCUGGAAACCUAGCUACAGCUAGUCAUUUGUUUAUGACAAAAAAUAUAUAACUGACCUAGUGUGAUGUAGGGCCGUGUCCGAUCACUCGUACUUGCGUCCUAAAUAGGUUGUUUAGGUAUGCGAAAAUAGAAAGUAUGACCCAUGUGUUUGACAACAGCUGAUAAUCAGAUAAGGUGACUGACUGUACCAAAAUGAACAAAUGGUGGAAAACAUAGCAAUUGCGCAUUUGAUGACGCAUUCUCAGUAUGGGUGAGCCUAGUAUGUUGAUAUUUGUAUAUUUAUAUAUAAUGACAUGUUACACUACCACAAUAUAGUAAAUAGAUCUAACACCUUUCAGCAGAAUGCCAGUGGUUAUCCAAAUCUUCACCUGCUAAAUGAGGUAUAAAAAGACAUAAAAAACUGAACUUGAGCGUGCAUAACUAUUCACCCCCCCAAAGUCAAUACUUUGUAGAGCCACCUUUUGCAGCAAUUACAGCAGCAAGUCUCUUGGGGUAUGUAUCUAUAAGCUUGGAUGGUGUUCUCGGGGUGAUGAGAGGUGUUGGGUUUGCGCCAGACAUAGCGUUUUCCUUGAUGGCCAAAAAGCUUACUUUUAGUCUCAUCUGACCAGAGUACCUUCUUCCAUAUGUUUGGGGAGUCUCCCACAUGCCUUUUGGCGAACACCAAACGUGUUUGCUUAUUUUUUUCUUUAGCAAUGGCUUUUUUCGGGCCACUCUUCCGUAAAGCCCAGCUCUGUGGAGUGUAUGGCUUAAAGUGGUCCUAUGGACAGAUACUCCAAUCUCCGCUGUGGAGCUUUGCAGCUCCUUCAGGGUUAUCUUUGAUCUCUUUGUUGCCUCUCUGAUUAAUGCCCUCCUUGCCUGGUCCGUGAGUUUUGGUGGGCGGCCCUCUCUUGGCAGGUUUGUUGUGGUGCCAUAUUCUUUCCAUUUUUUAACAAUGGAUUUAAAUGGUGCUCCGUGGGAUGUUCAAAGUUUUGGAUAUUUUUUUAUAACCCAACCCUGAUCUGUACUUCUCCACAACUUUGUCCCUGACCUGUUUGGAGAGCUCCUGUUUGGUGCCGCUUGCUUAGUGGUGUUGCAGACUCUGGGGCCUUUCAGAACAGGUAUAUAUAUACUGAGAUCAUGUGACACUUAGAUUGCACACAGGUGGACUUUAUUUAACUAAUUAUGUGACUUCUGAAGGUAAUUGGUUGCACCAGUUCUUACAUAUGCACGCACCAGUUUUCCAUAUAUUUUUAUUUUUAUUUCACUUCACCAAUUUGGACUAUUUUGUGUAUGUCCAUUACAUGAAAUCCAAAUAAAAAUCCAUUUAAAUUACAGAUUGUAAUGCAACAAAAUAGGAAAAGGGAGAUUAAUACUUUUGCAAGGCACUGUAUAGCUUCAAAGGGGUGUUCCUUGAUGAAGGCUAACAAUGAUUCUAUAGAAAUUCUAGCUAUCGAAGCUAUCUAGCAAACGUUGGGCUGCCCUGUGCUUAAAUAGUCAUGAUAAUCAAUUAUUUGUAAAAUUAUUUAUGUUGAGCAAAAAGAUGUUUUUGAGUUUGACUGAGUUUAGACUUUUGUCUUGUCUUUGUAAAUUAGCUGGGCGCUGCUACCCGUCUACCAGGGAUGACGCCCGCUGGGAUCAUCCACCUUCUCAACUAUGUCCUCAGGACCGGGCAGAGGAACAGACACACAGAGCACAGAAACCGAUCGAGCCAAAAAGAGGGGGGAAAGGGACAGCUGUGUGCAAGCAACAUACAGAUAUCGCAGUGA
Messenger RNA from Coregonus sp. 'balchen', 29833 nucleotides. The record is from the annotation of a GenBank genome assembly. Lineage: Eukaryota; Metazoa; Chordata; Actinopteri; Salmoniformes; Salmonidae.